Aspergillus ruber CBS 135680 is the source of this 2177-nucleotide messenger RNA. It is a transcript of the gene dps1, whose product is annotated as putative aspartyl-tRNA synthetase Dps1. NCBI's taxonomy places the organism in Eukaryota, Fungi, Ascomycota, Eurotiomycetes, Eurotiales, Aspergillaceae. Gene Ontology annotation, biological process: aspartyl-tRNA aminoacylation. The record is from RefSeq and is a predicted model, not a curated record. The coding region runs from base 61 to 1728 and encodes 555 amino acids. Gene Ontology annotation, cellular component: aminoacyl-tRNA synthetase multienzyme complex; cytosol; cytoplasm. Gene Ontology annotation, molecular function: aspartate-tRNA ligase activity; RNA binding; ATP binding. The transcript has 2 exons.
CAGCGCGCAUCACCUCCAUCGUCCACCCCAACUUAUUGAACCCUCCCAAUUAUAGCAGCCAUGGCGGAUUCCGAAUUACCCACUCGUCCCAAGCCCGAGGAGACCCCUGCCGGCGAAGUCCCUGCGGAGGGAGAGAAGGGCCCCAGCAAGAGCGCCGCAAAGAAGGCCGCCAAGGAGAAGGCAAAGGCAGAGAAGGCAGCUCAGCGUGCCGCUCAAGAACAAGCCCAGAAGGCCGCUACCCAGACAGAAGACACCGCCACACACCUUUACGGUCCGAUUCCCGAAACCGAAGAUGUGAUCCCGUCGACGCGAUUCUCUGAGCUCUCCGAGGAGCACCACGACAAGGAGGUUACGAUCGUCGCUCGUGUGGACAAUGCGCGUGUGCAGAGUGCCAAGUUAGCGUUUUUGAUGCUUAGGCAGCAGGGACAGAAGGUGCAGGCAGUCAUUGCUGCUAAGGAGCCGAUCUCGAGACAGAUGGUCAAGUACACGGGCGGAUUGAACGUCAACUCGAUUGUGCAGGUGACCGGUAUUGUCAGAAAGCCUGACACUCCCAUCUCAUCUGCUACAAUCCAAGAGCUCGAGCUGCACAUCCAGAAGGUUUACAUGAUUUCUGAGGCUGCUCAGAUGCUUCCUAUGCAGGUCAAGGAUGCGGAGCGGCCGCCUCCUGACACGACCGAGGAGGGUCCUCAGGUUGAUGCCGAGGGUGCUCCUAUUGUCACGCUCAAGACUCGUCUGGACAACCGUACUCUGGACCUUCAGACUGAGACCAGCCAGGCUAUUACCUGGAUCUCCAGCGGCGUUUCGGAGCUGUUUGCGGAGUACAUGAUCAAGAGUGGAUCGCGGUGGAUCUUCACUCCUAAGUUGGUCGGUGCUGCUACGGAGGGUGGUAGCAACGUUUUUGAGGUCAAGUACUUCAAGAGAAACGCCUACAUGGCUCAGAGUCCCCAGCUAUACAAGCAGAUGUGUAUUGCUGGUGACAUGGAGAACGUUUUCGAGAUUGCUCCUGUUUUCCGUGCUGAGGACAGCAACACCCACCGUCACUUGACUGAGUUUGCCGGUCUCGAUUUCGAAAAGACCUUCCGAAGCCACUACCACGAAGUCCUCGAGUUCGCUGAGGACCUUCUUGUUUUCAUCCUCUCCCAGCUCAAGGAGCGCUACAGCAAGCAGAUCGAAACCAUCCAGAAGUCGUACCCCAAGGCCGGUGAUUUCAAGCUCCCUAAGGAUGGCAAGGCCCUACGUCUGACCUACAUGGACGGUGUGAACCUGCUCAAGGAAGCUGGCGUCGACGUCUCGGAACAGGAGCGCUUCGAGAACGACUUCUCCACCGCGAUGGAGAAGCAGCUGGGCCAGAUCAUCCGCGACAAGUACGACACCGACUUCUACGUCCUCGACAAGUUCCCCAUGGCUGUGCGCCCCUUCUACACCAAGGCUGAUCCCAAGGACCCCCGUUUCUCCAACUCAUAUGAUUUCUUCAUGCGUGGUGAGGAGAUUAUGUCCGGUGCCCAGCGUAUCAACGACAUUAAGGAGCUGGAGACUUCGAUGCUUGCCAAGGGUGUAAACCCGGACCAGGAGGGCUUCGAGGACUACCUCAAUGCUUUCCGUCAGGGAUGCCCGCCCCACGCUGGUGGUGGAUUGGGUCUGAACCGGAUUGUCAUGUUCUUCUUGGGAUUGCCUAACAUCCGGUUGGCUUCGUUGUUCCCUCGUGACCCCCAGCGUUUGCGUCCUUAGCUUGUAUAUUUAUGUCUGCAGGAGAAAAUAAUGAUUACGAGUUGCUAUCUUCAUAUCGUCUUUCCAAAGUUAGGUCUUUUUGAGUCUUACAUCAGCAGUCUGCUGCCUAUUAGCACCAUCUCUGCAUAUUAUCCCGAUUAAUAAUGUUGCACCAUAUCCUGACAUAUUGGGCCAUUAGCGCAGCAAAUCCGCAUUAGUAAAUAGCAAUAUGUUAUAUAUUCGAGAUUAUGGCGUGCAUAUCAGGACCUUUCUCUUUUGGGGAGCUUACAGAAUCAGAAGAUAUAGAAGGAGAGGCAGAGUAAAUACAAACUCCUACAGACUAUACUCAUUGAGUUUCCAUUCAUUACAGAAUCUCUAUUUGGAAUGUUAUUAAGAUCCAUCUUCUUUGGAGCGUUUGCUCUUGCAAAUGCCUCUCCGAGCGAGGCAACCUUACAAUAGCCAUAAUGGCC